This is a messenger RNA of Perca flavescens (yellow perch), 2663 nucleotides long. Its product is annotated as GTPase IMAP family member 8-like. Lineage: Eukaryota; Metazoa; Chordata; Actinopteri; Perciformes; Percidae. The record is from RefSeq and is a predicted model, not a curated record. Gene Ontology annotation, molecular function: GTP binding.
UUAUAUCAAGAUCAGGUUUAAUGGAAACAAACAUGGAACACUCUCUAUUAAAAGACAUGAUCAUCAAAUGUAGAUACAGAUACUUGAAGCUGAAGGAUCUUGAACUUCCAGAGCUGUUAACACGCUUGGGUCAAACUGUAAAGGAGAACAAUGGAGAGCAUGUGAGCUGUGAUGUAUUUAAGGACACAACAUCUACUUUACCAGGUGAUCAUCAAAGUCUAAAACAAAAGAAAAAACAGACUUCUUUAACAGAUGCUGUUAAAGCUGUUGGGCUGCAUGUGGUUAACAAAUUCCAUGAAUUCUCAGGGAAACCCCCUGUGUCUCACACAUUGGCAUUCAGGAUUGUGCUUCUGGGAAAAAGUGAGGACAAACAGAAAAAGCUUUGUAACUUCAUCAGGGACAAAGGUCCUUAUCACCAAAUAACUUCCCCAACCAGUCAAUCUGUGGCCUCCGUUGGAGAGUGGAGAGGAAAACCAUUAAUAGUAGUAAAAACUCCAAAUGUAUUCGGUCUGUCUGUGGAGAACGUGAGAAGAGAACUAAAGAGCUGUGUGACUCUCUGUUCACCUGGACCAAAUGUCCUGCUGCUGUUAGUAAAGCCUUCUGAGUUCACUGAGGAGAACAGACAAACACUGAAAUUCAUCCUGAGUUUGUUUGGUCAAGAAGCCUUUCAACACUCAAUGGUCAUCGUGACACAUGAGGAGAAUGAAAUGAGUGUCUGUGUUAAUGAGCUCCUUAAAGACUGUGGAGGAAGACACUAUACCAUGAAGUCUACACCACAGUCUGAAGUUGACCAAAGAUCAUUAAUGGAGACGAUUGAGAGCAUUGUGCAUGAAAACAAAGGGACCUUCCUCACCUUCACUGAAGAGACCAUCAGACCAACAUCUGGACACAUCAGACCAGCUUUAAACCUGGUUCUGUUUGGGAGGAGAGGAGCAGGGAAGACUUCAGCAGCCAAGGCAAUUUUAGGACAGACAGAGUUUCAUUCAGUCUCCAACCCAUCAGAGUGUGUUAAACAUCAGGGAGAGGUGUGUGGACGUCGGGUGUCCCUGGUGGAGCUGCCUGCCUUGUAUGGAGAAGGUCAGGAGAAAGUGAUGGAGGAAUCAUUCAGGUGUAUCUCCCUCUGUGAUCCUGAGGGAGUCCAUGCCUUCAUCUUGGUCCUACCUGUGGGUCCCCUCACUGAUGAAGACAAGGGAGAGUUAGAGACCAUCCAGAACACUUUCAGCUCUCGAGUCAAUGACUUCACCAUGAUUCUGUUCACUGAGUCAGAUCCUACAGCUCCAGAUGUUGUUGAUUUUCUUAAGGAAAACAAGGACAUCCAGAAGCUCCGUCAGAGCUGUGGAGGACGAUAUGUUGUUCUCAACAUCAAGGACCAGCAGCAGAUCCCAGAGCUGUUGGAUGCUGUGGAAAAGACGAGAGUUGAAGGAUCCAGAUGUUUCACAAUGAAGAUGUUUACCAAGGCUCAGGUAGAGAAGUUUGAAGAGCAGGAGAACACUAAUACAAGACUUAAAGCUGAACUGAGGGAUUUAAAACAUAAAAGUAAUAUAGGAACUGAUGACACCAUUCAGAGCAGAGAGUUUCUCAGAAUAGUGCUGAUUGGAAAAACUGGCAGUGGGAAGAGUGCAACUGGAAACACCAUUCUGGGCAAAGAAUAUUUUACGUCUACUAUCAGCUCAAAGUCUGUGACCAAGUUUUGCCAGAAAGCAACAGGAGAGAUUGAUGGGCGAUCUGUUGCUGUGGUCGACACCCCCGGCUUGUUUGACACAACGCUGUCCAAUGAUGACGUUCAACACGAACUUGUUAAAUGCAUCAGCAUGUUGUCUCCUGGACCUCAUGUGUUCUUACUGGUGCUGCAGAUCGGUCGUUUCACACAAGAGGAAAAAGACUCUGUGGAACUGAUCAAGAAAUAUUUUGGCAAGAAUUCAGGAGAUUUCAUCAUCAUUAUAUUCACCAGAGGAGAUGAUCUGAAAAGCAAAACAAUUGAGAGUUUCAUAGAAGACUCUGAGGACUUUUUGAAAAAACUGAUACAUGACUGUGGAGGAAGAUACCAGGUCUUCAAUAACAACAAUCAAACAGAUCGGAAUCAAGUCAGAGAGCUGCUGAAGAAGUCCAACAAAAUGCUGAAGGAAAAUGGCGGCAACUGCUACACCUCAGAAAUGUUCCAAGAGGCCGAGGCAGCAAUACAGAAGGAAGUGGACAGGAUCAUGAAAGAGAAAGAAGAAGAAAUGCAGAGAGAGAGGGUGGAGCUCCAGAGAAAACAUGAGGAGGAAAUGGAAGAAGUGAAGAGAAGGAUGAAACAACAGAAAGCAGAAAUUGAACAAGAGAGAGCCAAACAACUUAAAGAAAUGGAGGAAAACAUCAGCAAGGAGCGUGAGGGGAGAAAGAAAGAACAGGAAAUGAGAGAAGAAGAGGACAGGAAGAGGAAAAAGCAGGAGGAACAUCAACGACAGGACUGGGAGCAAAAACUUGACAGAGAGUUGGAGCAGAGUAAAGAAGAGAUGAGAAAGCAAAAAGAGGACUGGGAGAAUGAAAGAAAAGAAUGGUGGGACAAACAGUAUCGAGAAAAUGAAAAGAGACGAAAUGAGGAGCAAACAAGACUUAAAAAGCUUGAAGAAGAAUUCGAACAGGAAAGAGAAAAACAUGAAAAGAAAAGAAAAGAAGAAGAU